Heteronotia binoei (common prickly gecko) is the source of this 2325-nucleotide messenger RNA. It is a transcript of the gene TESPA1, whose product is annotated as thymocyte expressed, positive selection associated 1. The transcript is spliced from 9 exons. The record is from RefSeq and is a predicted model, not a curated record. Gene Ontology annotation, molecular function: signaling receptor binding. The coding region runs from base 135 to 1511 and encodes 458 amino acids. NCBI's taxonomy places the organism in Eukaryota, Metazoa, Chordata, Lepidosauria, Squamata, Gekkonidae.
GGGCGGGGGAACAGAACUGGGCAUGACAGCUUCUUGGUGCCCCUCUGGGUAGCCAGGAUGGACUCUUUGGAGGCAGGCGCCAGCUCCGCAAGGGGGUCUUCCUAGCACCCGACGUUCUCUUCUGAAACCGGGCUAUGGAGGGUUCCUCACCACGCCUGAGCCCAGCCUCUUGGGAGCGCCGACAGGCAUGGGCCAAUCAGCACUGCACACGGCCCAGGAUGGCUAUAGAAGAAGAGACAUCCAGUGAUCCCCAGGAAACACCUGAUCUGCGGUCCUCUUUGGAAGAUGCAUUCUUGAAAGGAAAUUCAUCCAGUAAGAUUGAGAGCUGGCUGGACCAAUGCAGCUCUUCCAGGGACCCUUUCAUGGACAGCCUCUCUGCUCAGGGUGCCUCAGGACCUUGUAGCAACAGAACCAGCUUUGAAGAUGACCUCACUCUGGGAGCAGAAGCCACACUGCUACUGGACAAAAAUAUAGCCGAGUCAAGAGCCCCCAAAGGUGCUUCCUGGUCUGAUCUACAGCUCAACCUGGACCACAGCCUAACGUCCAGUGCUUUCUCAGUCAGCACGAACAAAACUAGCUCCAGUAUCUCAGAGGUGCUGGAGCAAUGUGAGGUGGAUGCAGAGACCGUCCUCUCCAACCUGGGCUUUGUGCAAGAGGAGACCCCACCUACGUCGUGGAUCCCGGCUCGCUUCUUUGCCAUGCCAUCCCAGGCCCAAGGCAUUGACUUCCAGCUGUUCCUAAGAGCCCAGGUUCAACGGCUGGAGAUGGAGGAUCCUUACCUCAUGUUAGCAAGUCGGUUCAAGCAGGUCCAGACCCUGGCCAUAACUGCAGAUGCUUUCUUCUGUCUUUACUCAUAUGUAUCUAAGACCCCUAUCCAGAAGAUUUCCCCUGCCCACCUGUUCUCAGCCUUCCCGAACAUCCCGGAUUCCUGGAAUGUUCCUUCCAAGCAAGAGGUCGAAUCUCCUCUACAGCGCCUGAAGAACGCCAUUUCAAGAAUGUGCUUGUACACUUUGCCUCGAGAAAAAGGGACCUUGGGGUCAUCCAAAAAGCCAUCUCAGAUGAGCCGCCUGGAGCAGAUCGUAUGGGAAGUGAUAGACAUGGCUCGCAAAAACAGAUUCCCUCUUGACAUGGAAGAUGGAAAGGAAGAGGCUCACACGAGGUGUGGUGGAGGUCCUUUAUUCCAAAGCAGAUUGAGAAGUGCCUCUUCCUCUACCAUGGAUACCACUUCUGUGACUUCUUCCUGCAUCCAUUUUAAAGCUCCAAGUCGUCCUGGGGAAAAGAGGAAGUUCUUGCAAACUCUUUCCUUGUCAGGUCUGGCACCAUGGCCACCUUGCUGCCCAGGCAGGGCAAGUAUGGACGGGUCAGGCCAUCUUAGCUAUCAAGAACAAUACUGUUAUGGGAGACGUUCUCCAAAGAAGGCUUCUUCAGCAGAGGAGAGCAGUGAAGAAUCAGAAGGAAAUUGGUCCACAGGAAAAGGACCUGCUGUUGGCAAGGAUGACUGGACAUCUUGAUGGAGAUACCGUACAUGGGAGCCAUCAGUUCAAAUCCCACCUUAUCCAUGAACUUAGUGGAUAGCAUUAGCCAGGGCUCAUUUUGUAGCAGGAGCCCCUUUGCCUAUUAGCCCACACACCUCUGAUGGAGCCAAUCUUCCAAGAGCUUACAGUAGGCCCUGUAAUAAGAGCCCUGUAAGUUCUUGGAGGAUUGGCUACAUCAGGGGUAUAUGGCCUAAUAUGCAAAGGAGUCCUGCUGCAAAAAUAGCCCUGGCAUUAGAAAUAUUUGCCUCCCAGGCUGAGCUCUGGAAUAUGAGGAUACAGUAUGGAGACCUUCUUGAAGGGUUGUUUCAAGGAUUAUGGAGUGGUGCCUACUUAUUUGUUUCCUGGGGUCUACUUCUUUCUUCCCCAAAGCAUCUCUUCUCCAUAGCAAUGAGCCAGUCCUGGCUUUUUCCUCUAUCCUCAUCUCUUAAGAACAGGAGAUGUUUAUGCAGAGAAGCUAGGUAGCUUAUGAAGUUAUGGAAUAAUUUUUGUCUUAGAACUUCUUCAAGAAAAGAAUGAGAUCAAAGAUUUCAGGUUUUCACGGCUGGUAACAUCAUUAGGGUUUGUAGAAUCUUUCGGGCUCAAGUGCCGUGUUCUACUGGAGAAAGUUUGGAAGGAAAACUUUCUCCAGUAGAACACGGCACUUGAGCCCGAAAGAUUCUACAAACCCUAAAAGAAUGAGAGGUAAUACUUAGUAAUAGUUUUCUUACAGUGUAUAUGCUACCUAUGGGGUGCCGACUUUUUUCAUAAUUCCUUGAAAAUAAAUGCAAUUUCUUUUUUUUUUUAAAAGGAC